UUCAAAUAACAUUGUAAGAUAUGGCUAUGUUUUGAUCACCAGCAUGAAGAAGACGAUCGAACGUUACCGCAAGUACACAAGAGAUCAUGAAACCAGUAGCCACAACUCAGAAAUUUACAUCCAGCAAUUGAAGCAAGAAGCAAGCCACCUGAUCACAAAGAUUGAACUCCUUGAGUUUCAGAAGCGGAAGCUAUUGGGUCAAGAACUUGCUUCUUGUUCUCUAGAAGAGCUUCAAGAAAUUGAUAGUCAACUCCAAAUAAGCUUGGGCAAGGUCCGAGCAAGAAAGGCUCGGCUGUUUAGGGAGCAGUUGGAGAAGCUAAAAGCAAAGGGGAAACAAUUGUUAGAAGAGAACGUCCAGUUACAUCAAAUGACUGUCAUGGAUCCAUGGAGAGUGUCGAUUGAUCAACAAGAGAAAUUCAGAGUUGUUGAUCUGAAUUUGGAAGUUCAAACUGAUUUAUACAUCGGCUUGCCAGAGAGACACUGCAAAUAAUUACUUUAUAUUUUAUGUUAACUUUAUCUGCAAAUAUAUGUUAAUUUACGUAACAUCAAAUCCUUAUAACUCUACAAUAAAUUUCGAGGUCAUGAUUUGUGAUAUUAUCUUAUGAUUGUAGUCCUUACAUAUUUAAUAAGAGAAUAAUACCUAUUCAAAUCA
Messenger RNA from Brassica rapa (field mustard), 652 nucleotides. Its product is annotated as MADS-box protein AGL42-like. The record is from RefSeq and is a predicted model, not a curated record. NCBI's taxonomy places the organism in Eukaryota, Viridiplantae, Streptophyta, Magnoliopsida, Brassicales, Brassicaceae. Gene Ontology annotation, cellular component: nucleus. Gene Ontology annotation, molecular function: DNA-binding transcription factor activity. Gene Ontology annotation, biological process: regulation of DNA-templated transcription.